This is a messenger RNA of Protopterus annectens (West African lungfish), 1672 nucleotides long. It is a transcript of the gene SLC10A6, whose product is annotated as solute carrier family 10 member 6. The transcript has 6 exons. Gene Ontology annotation, cellular component: membrane. The record is from RefSeq and is a predicted model, not a curated record. Gene Ontology annotation, molecular function: bile acid:sodium symporter activity. Gene Ontology annotation, biological process: bile acid and bile salt transport. Bases 125 to 1261 code for a protein of 378 amino acids. NCBI's taxonomy places the organism in Eukaryota, Metazoa, Chordata, Ceratodontiformes, Protopteridae.
AUUCAGCACAAGAAAAAGAGCAAAACUUCAAGCAGACAGACUCUUGAAUUCUUGAUAAGUUCAGGAUAAGUUCAGUCUAUAUCUUAUAAGGGGCACACUUCUAGCAGUUCCAACAGCAGUGACAAUGAAAAAUUGUACCAAUCAUUCCACCUGCUCAUUCAAUGCCUCAGACACUAACAGGGGGCAUUCUAACCUGUCAUCAGUCCUCAGCACUACUCUAACUGCUCUCAUGUGUCUGGUGGUGUUUUCUCUCGGCUGUACUGUGGAAGCAAGGAAGCUGUGGUCCCAUCUGAAGAGACCAUGGGGGAUACUUGUAGGACUACUCUGCCAGUUUGGGCUGAUGCCUCUUCUUGCCUUUGCCCUUGCAAAAGCUUUCUCUGUGAAACCUGUUCAGGCUGUGGCCAUUCUUAUAAUGGGCUGCUGCCCUGGAGGCACCAUAUCCAACAUUUUAACUUACUGGAUAGAUGGAGACAUGGACCUCAGUAUCUGUAUGACAGCAACUUCAACAGUGCUAGCAAUGGGAAUGAUGCCACUUUGCCUCUAUAUCUACACAUCUUCUUGGGUCCAUGCAGAAAAUAUUAGAAUUCCCUAUUAUAAUAUAGGCACCACUUUAAUAACCUUAAUUGUUCCGAUUAGUGGUGGAGUGUUCGUAAAUUAUAAAUGGCCGAAGCAAGCAAAGAUCAUUCUCAAGGUUGGGUCUACUGUAGGGGGACUUCUUAUCCUUGCAAUUGCUAUAGCUAGCUCGGUGCUGUACAAGGGCUCCUGGAACACAGACAUCUCUAUUUUGAUUAUUGGAAUCAUCUAUCCACUGCUCGGAUACACAGCAGGAUUUGUGUUGGCUGUUAUCUUGCAGCAGCCAUGGUUCAGAUGCAGAACAGUUGCUUUGGAAACUGGAGCACAAAACGUACAGCUUUGUACAACCAUACUGCAAGUGUCAUUCUCUCCCGAACAGCUUGUUCUAAUGUUUACUUUUCCGAUGAUUUAUGGAUCUUUCCAACUUAUUUACGGGCUACUUAUGGUAGCAGUUGUAAAGAUAAGCAAAAGGAUAUGUCAGAAAAAAUUACAGGACCAUUCAGAAGAUUCGCCUGUCUGUGAGGAUGUUGCUGAUACAAUGCCAAGUGGAAACAUUCUCAAUGGUGCUAUCAACCCAGGCUUUGCAUACAGUCCAUCACAAGAGAUAUCUUCCUGUGUUACAGUAAAAUAUACAAAUACUACUGACAUUACCCAGAAGGACAAGGAAACAGAGGAUGCCCAUUUAUGAUAAUGCUGAAACAUUUCCUGUUAAGUUCAAAUGAGAGUUGUGUUGGCAUUUGAGUAUGUAACAUUUAUAUUAUAUAUACCGACUGACUGUAACUUAGACACAGUACAGUAUGAAAACAAAUGACUGAAAAUGGUGCUGUAUACUUAUAUUACAGAAUGUAAGAAGUAUAUUCUAGUAGUAAUGAGGUCUGUUUUAAACAAGAAAUGUUUUUUUAUAGCCACAAGAGUCAUGAUCUUUCAUGUUGCAUCCAUAGACUACAGAUCAAAGCUGGUUAAUUGUAAAGAUCUAAAUGAGUCAAAGUCCAAGGAAUAUCUUACCCAGCAGAAAAAAAGAUCAUUCUGGCUUACUACCAGUGCUUUUUUGUUUGUUUUAAUUUAUAAUUUUCUAGAAUAAAAUGUUUAGAGAGACACA